CAACGAGUUCAAAGCAUGGGCGAUUUCCCUCCAGCCUCACUGUUCCUGCCCCGAACCAGCAACAAGUAUGACAGCGUACCACAAAAACAUGCCGAACAUGCAGACGCAACAUGCAGCUGGGACCCCUUGAGUCAUGCCACCCGCAUCAAGCGCACACAAAUCAAAGCCCUCCGAUAGCAAGGCUCUGCGAACCUUUGCGUGGUUUUCAGCUCAUCAUAGCCGAAUUCGACAACACCAAAUGCAGUGUUCCCAAUAUGCGUCUCAUUGACGUUUUUCUUGGACCAAUUGAAUCGCGUUUCAGCCCAUUUCAUGACCCCCAAGCUGUCAAUGGAACGCCACGAACGCCUGCUGCUCAUUCCAUGAGGACAGGGUCCUGUCAUAACGGCUCAGCGCAUGAUUAGAAUAUAUAUUCGGCAUCCAGCGGUCAUGGUAGUCGCAGGAAAGCUGAUUUCUUCGCAGCGAGCGUUGUUGGUGUUCAGCUAAACCGCCUGUCCAACGAUGACGACCACAGGCGAGGGGCCCAUGCAAAACGCGAAUCCCUUGGAACCAGGCAGCGUUGACGACUCCAGGCCACUGCCAGCUAACCAAUCUAUACCAGCAAGGAUUCGCGAGCGCCUCAAUCUGCAGAAAACACCAAAGACUCCUGAUAACCCCCAGGAUCCAGGUGCACCCACUCAGGGAGAGGCAAACCAAAUCAAUCUCAGCGCCAUCAACAAGACACAGGAGUUCGGGAAUGCUGUGACCAGUAUUCUUAGGCCGUUCUCGGAACUUCAUGUCUCCUACCCGACAGGCAACCAUUAUAUGCCGUGCGUUGACAUCAUUGCAAUCCACGACAUUGGCGAAGCACUGGAAACGGCCUGGGUUCAUCGUAAGAAGCUUAAGCGACGCCAGAACGACCCCCGGCGCUCGGUGAACACGACAUUAAUUCUCAAGACAAGCCUUGAUGAAGCCCGCAAACUGGGUAGUGAUGGUAGCCCUGCGCCUGGUCAACGGCGAGGGAGAUAUGAAAUGGUCCAGUCAACUGUCUUAUCAUGGCUCCCAACGGUUCCGGAGACAGACAUCGGAGGUACUGAUGAUGCUGAAGCUGAGACCAGGUUGGAAAGUCAACAGAUGUCCAAACGUCCGAUCUCGCCGCGAGACCAAGAUGAGCAGCCACAAGAUGCGCCGGUUAGCAAGCCAGAUGCUUCGAACCAAGGGCCGGUAAACGUCACUGAUGCUGGUGCCCCAAACAAACCGUCGACAGAUAGACCAUCUUCCGAUCGUGGGACAGAAAGACGUGUCAACUGGCUGACCGACCCCCACAUGCUGCCAGCAGAGAUUCAGCGUGCCCGAGUUCUGUGCUACACGUACUCUGACAUAGAGACCGCCUCCAAUGGACCAUUCAAAUAUCUCGACGAGAAAGCGGCGGACCUGCUCGAACGUCUCGCACAACUGCGACCUCCGGGUGAAACUGGGUUCGCAGAGGUGCCUAUCAUCUUCAUAGGGCUUGGGUUUGGCGCGCUUAUUGCUCAGCGGGCUGUCGUCAAACUUCGACUGGCGGAGACGGAUGACGCCAAAUCAAGUAUACAUCUCGGCUUAGUUGCUGGCGUGCUUCUGAUAGAUGCGCCUUCUCCUAGCAAAUCCUCAGAUCUCGAGCUGUACCCGCGCAGUCGUAGCCAAUUAUCAAACAGAACCUGGACAGACGACUGGUUUGGAAGCAGUGAUAACGGCGAUUUGGGCUUGAUCAAAGCCUCAGACAGCAGAAAGAUCGACGGUUCUUAUCUGUGGAACACAUUCUCAAGCACCGCCUCGGCAAAUCAGAUUUGCCUAGCAUGGCACUACCUCCCAGUGAAAGAGGGUGACAGGACAAUUGUCCCCAAACACCCGUCAGUGAUGUUGUUAGAGAGAAGAUCCAGAACAUCCCACCGGCUUAGCAGAUUCGACGGGAAUGAGGAUGAGGACUUCAGGUCUCUGGUCGAGAUUAUUAAGCGAUCUAUCCUCGUCAAGCACUGCACCGCACAAUCCACAGUACUGCGAGCGCGUCUUCCAGAUCUUUCCAAGGAACGAUUUCCGGUCAAUCUUAAAGACCAAAAAGGGUUGACCCCGCUACACCUCGCGGUGGAAGCAGGCAAUUCAAGCGCUGUCAGGAAUCUUGUCUACAAAGGCAAGGCGUCGCUUACAGAAAAGGACAACAACGGGAGAUCCCCUCUGACGACGGCCAUUCGCCAGGCAGUCCAGGAAAAAGACGCCAAGAAGGCCGUCUUCACGCAGAUAAUCAAGCUACUUGUGAAGGCUAACACGGGCUUGCAAGUGGAUGACAAGGAUAUUCUCGGCAACUCCCCCUGGCACUACGCAACUGGACUUGAGAAUGCAUGGAUCAAGCGGUUGAGGAAAAACUUGAUCGUAGGGAACUCGUUAACGAUGAAUCACGUGUUGGAAAGAGUCACCAAUCCCGAGCCUGGCUCGACGCAGGCCUCGGCAUGCGAUGUCUUUGACAUGUUCCUGUUGGAGAUAUUCAUGCAAACGAAACGCCGUGGGUCAAAGUGGUCUGAAAAGUUCAAUUGGGACUUUGCAACUGUGACAGACGUAAUCUACAGCGGGGAUCUCGGGGUAACCCGUACGCUGGACAUGUCGCGGCCAGACAGCCUAGCGAGAGAGAAGGCAUUGUGUCGCUGGGUGCAUUUACCUGCCAACUAUUAGGAGCAAUGGGUCCAUGACCUAUUGAUCAGUUCAGGUAUCCAGGACGGUUCCAUGGGUGGUCAGCGCCAUCAAGGUUCUCCUGUGAUCGAUCGUUACAUGAUGCCGCAAGCCAAGAGAUAUAAACAUUCCUAUGGACUGCCUGAAAAGACGCAGUCCACUGAAAGGCCGAACGCAGUCCGACGAGGAAGCUCUUCAGAAAGUGGAAUUACGCUUACCUUGGGUCCUGGAGAUGUUGCCGCUGUUGACAAAUUGGGGUCUAGCCAAUCUAGUGUGUCCGAGUCAAAGGAGUCUGAUGCCAUCGUGAUUUUUCUACCCAUUUUCGGUUUCGAAUGUCACCGGCACCGCAAGUAUCUCAGCGACGCCAUCUCGAAUGCUUCCGGUGAAUUGAAAACCUCACAGCAAGAUAAAGUAAUUUCAGAGGCUGCAGCAUCCAAGUCAUCGCCUUCAAGGCAUGCUAAGAGAAGAAGCACAGUCUCUUCUUCAUAUUAUUCCACGCCCAGUAGCCCGUUCAAGGAUGCUGCCAAACUGCUUCGGAAUGCCAUGCCUGUUAGCAAUCAAUCGCUUCUGUUAGACGGCUACUUACGCUCGCCCAAGCCUGUGCAUUGUCGCCGCACGCUGGAUCAGUUUUCUUAUUACAUGCUAAGCUCGACUGAGACAAGAGACAAGAGUCAGGUUGCUUAUAAAUGGGCCAAGGACACAAAGGCAUGCGACAAGGCCAAGGACAGACCCAUCAUCAUGGUUGAUCAGCUGUGGGUGUGGAUUCUCCAUAACGGGACCGUCAUCACGAGCUUUCCAACCACAUGGAAUGGAGACGAGUCUUACGAUCUCAUGAAGGCCCUAAUGGCCGAGCUUGGAGGCAACAAAGAAAGACCACUCAUCCGCUCGGCCGAACACCUGCUCCACCUGAUUCUCAGAACAAGCCUUGACUUUUGCAAGCGGAAGGGGCCUGCAGGGUUUCGUUUUGAGGAUUGCUUCAGAGGUUCCAUCAACAGUGUGUCUGAGAAGCAGAACCUCCUUUUUGACGAGUUUCGUCGAAUUACCACUCGAUUAGAGAAGGGAAACCUCAGUCCGAAAAAGAAGAAGAAAGAGAUCGAGUCCCUCUUACGCCUGGACGAGGAGACAAAGCUUCUCAUUGAGAUUAUGGACAUCCAGGAUGAGCUAACCAUUAUCAAGACUAUUUUGUCACAACAGGAGACGGUGCUUCAGAGUCUUUUGCUACUCUAUCCUAAGAAAGGGAGAGAUGACGAAAGCGACGGGGAAGAUGACGCCGAUAAGCCGCUGCGGAACCGUGAAAUUGAAGGUUUAGUAAGGGACUUGCUUCGAGCCUUUGGGCAGGGGCCGGUAGUAAACGAUACCUCGAAGGUUGGGUCAGAUGUGCCACCUAGGCAUGUUCACUUCCAAGAGGUCCUGUGCCAUCAACAGGCCACUGGAACUCUCCCAACCGACAGUUCAAUACAAGGUGGUGAAUGUUCCAACGGUGGAGAACUCGCUCGAAGUUCAAGCCAAGGAGAGUUAAAGGGGAAGGGGAAGGAAGGACAAUCUGAACAACAGGCGGCAGGACCCUCACCACAACUGAUAAAAGGCCCAGAGGCGAAAAGGCGAGAUCAGGAGGAAUGGGGACCGACGGCCUCGUCCGACCGGGUAAACAAGCCAGAAACGAAGAAGCAGAAAGCUCUCCUCACCCAUCCUGACCUGAUGUAUGGGACCCUCGGCAUCGUUCAAGGUCACAUCCGAGUCGUCACAAACAUGUUGGAAGUGGCCGAAAAAGUCCAAUCCUUGGUGAGUUUGGGCGCCAAAAGGCCCUGAGAGCCUUCGUCGUUAUUAAUCUUCAAUGACAGCUGGAAAGUCUUCUUGACUUGAAACAGAAACACGCGAACGGCUGGGAGGCGCGAUUUUCACGUGAAGGGUCGGAAGAAACGCAGAGACAGGGAAAUACAAUUCUCUUCUUCACAAUUGUGACAGCCAUCUUUGUAGGUUGUCCGGCGCUUUGUUCCUGGCAUUUUGAUACUAAUCAUGGGAAACCCUAGCUGCCGCUAUCUUUUAUGGCCAGUUUCUUUGCUUUGGACGUCGAUAUCUUCCCCAAAGAUGAGGCCUCAGAAGAAACCUCGUGGCCGCUCGGUCAAGUUUGCGGUUAUCUGUUUGGCAUCUCUGCUUCCAUCUUCACACCACUAGUCAUCAUAGCAGUUUACGUGAACGACCUGUCUGAUGCUGUUCGGAAGGCAUAUCGUCGCCUUGUAAAAAAGAAGGACGCACAAGGCGGCGAUAACAAGGCUCCUGGUGUCGACGGUCAAACUGGGGUUAUACUACGUACCGGCGAUUACGACUCAGACAAGGAAACCACAGCUGUUGAUCAUCAAUUGCCACCGCCAAAGUCCCGAGGAAAGACAGCCUCUUUGAACAAACCUGUCCAACAUGGGGGAUGGUUAAAUUGGUUUGGACCGCUUAGGCACUCUGCCGGCAGCAACGAUCCCGGUUACGCCAAACUAUUUGGCACAUUCACCUUUCACACCCAUAUCCCAGGGCUUCGUCGCCUGUGGAAGUGGCAACGGUAUCUCCAACGGAGCAGACGGAAUCCUUUCAGUGGUAGCCGUUGGAAUGACAGAUACGUCACUGACUACCCGCUCCACCACUUUCUGACUGGGAUCCGCCGCUUUCUAUCUCGUAUUGGCAACACACUCUUCAUGUGUAUUGCACUACCAAUGUUGGUGGCCAUUGGGCUCUGCCUCAUGGGCAGAAAGAAAGCAAACAGAUCAGCACGCCGCCCACGACGACCGAGGAGCGACGUCAGCAGCUCGUACUGGUCCAUGUCUGAGGAGGAAAGCGAUACAGACUCGUCCUUUGAACAUCCACGAAGGGGCCGUUUCCGGUCCGAACCUCGCUCUCGCUCGGCAGGUCGCAGAAGCCACCGAGGGUCAGACUCGGACCGCCACUAUCCGGGUUGGUUCGAUGUUGAUUCAGCUGGGGGUAGCGAGCGAGAGGAUGGUGAAGAGUGGUCGAUUGAGGCGCGGUCUCGGAGGACGAGGUCUUUGCGAAGGAGAUCGACUAUAUCCUUAGCUCUUUCUGGCGGUGAGAGAGUAAGUGGAAUAGAGCCAGAAGCACCGUCGACUAAGCAGAAGGGGAAACGUCACGGGAGGUUGCGGAGGAUUUUGGCUAGGUGGGGGAAGGCUAAAAGUGCAGAUACGGAGAUGGGAGAGCGGGCAGUUCGCUAGACUUGUGGGAGUGGUUUUGUAUUCUGAUCUCAGGGACAAAGGAUGUGGCAUGAGGAGUACGGACCGUCUUGGACCUGCUUUGGUGGCACGGUAUGUCUGGCACCAGAACAGACCGUCGCCAUUCACAACCCCUUUUACUGGAUUCACCGCCCGCUCAUACAGUUGCUCAGAACACACCACUUACACAACUACUGGAUCCAUCACUUACAUGAGCAGGGAGCAGGGAGCAAAUAGAACACGCGAAUGCCCCUCCAAACCUCUACGAGCACUUGAAUUUUUCGGGAAAACUGAUUCGUGAGCAAGAGAGGUUUAUCAAGGGUCUUGGUUAGGUUUAUAUUCCGAGCUUCACACGAAUAAUUGAGGUUUUUUUUUCUCAAAAUAGUCUCAGCUUGAAGGUUCCGUAGAAGUAUUACAAUCACGAGCUCAAUCAAUAUGCCCAGGAUUCCUUUCAUGAUC
Molecule: messenger RNA, 6344 nt
Organism: Podospora pseudocomata
Lineage: Eukaryota; Fungi; Ascomycota; Sordariomycetes; Sordariales; Podosporaceae
Exons: 10
Coding region: 2731-4485 (584 amino acids)
Source: RefSeq, a predicted model, not a curated record